AUUAAAAUUCUUACUUAAUUCACUCACAAAUUCAUCAAUUUUUACAAAAGCUUAUUGUUUUACAAAUAUUGAAAAUGGUGAAGAAUGUGAGUUUAGAUGCAGUGGACCAAAAAUUAGCCUUGGCUAAGCAAUAUUCUCAUGAAGGAGUUGUUGCAGGAGCAAAAGCAGCUGUUGUUGCAUCUGUUGCUACUACCAUUCCAAUUUAUGCUUUUGGGAAGAUGUCACCAUGGGCAAAAACCUAUCUGAAUCCAACAGCUAAAGCUCUCAUUAUCUCAACAACUGCUGGAAUGGCAUAUUUUGUUGUAGCUGAUAAGACUAUUCUCAAAAUAGCAAGGCAAAACUCCUUCAAACAAAACUAAUAAUUAAGGGUCGCAAUUGAAUUAAUCAACUUUUUAAGUAUUAAUUUAGAGUAUAUCUAAUAUCAACAUUACCAGUGUAAUUUUGUCUAUGUAUUAAUUACCAACAUCAUCAACAUAUAUUGUUGUGAAAGAUAAUGGAAGUUGGUUUUUCUCA
Messenger RNA from Solanum stenotomum, 513 nucleotides. Its product is annotated as early nodulin-93-like. The record is from RefSeq and is a predicted model, not a curated record. The transcript is spliced from 3 exons. Lineage: Eukaryota; Viridiplantae; Streptophyta; Magnoliopsida; Solanales; Solanaceae. Bases 75 to 359 code for a protein of 94 amino acids.